Messenger RNA from Stegastes partitus (bicolor damselfish), 1442 nucleotides. RefSeq names its product 2,4-dienoyl CoA reductase 1, mitochondrial (gene decr1). Bases 57 to 1058 code for a protein of 333 amino acids. Gene Ontology annotation, molecular function: 2,4-dienoyl-CoA reductase (NADPH) activity. The transcript has 10 exons. Gene Ontology annotation, biological process: fatty acid beta-oxidation. The record is from RefSeq and is a predicted model, not a curated record. NCBI's taxonomy places the organism in Eukaryota, Metazoa, Chordata, Actinopteri, Pomacentridae. Gene Ontology annotation, cellular component: mitochondrion.
CCCGUUUCUGUUCUGUGUUGGUCCGACGCGGACUGACAACACAGCUCCUCAGCAAGAUGGCGACAGCGACGUUUUGGAGAAAAUCGCAAUUUUUAGCGGCAGAAAGGACGUCAUCUCUGCGCUCAUGGUUCCACAGGUCUGCAGUUCUUCGAUCCGGUCCUCCUCCUCAGUCGAAGUUCUUUGCACCGCACGAAGGCGUCAUGCUGCCAGCAGGAAGCUUCGACAAAAAAGUGGCCUUCAUCACCGGUGGGGGGACAGGACUGGGCCGAGCCAUGACCACCACACUGUCGGCGCUCGGAGCGCAGUGUGUCAUCGCCAGCAGGAAGUUGGAGGUCCUGCAGCAGACAGCUGAAGAGAUCAGCAGUGAGACUGGAAACAAGGUCCACGCGGUCCAGUGUGACGUCAGAGACCCUCAGGCCGUCUCUCGCUGUGUCGACCAGAUAGAGGCCCUGACCGGUUUACCUGAUGUGAUCAUCAACAAUGCAGCAGGAAACUUCGUCUGUCCAUCCGAACGUCUGACGCCAAACGGCUGGAAGAGCAUCACAGAGAUUGUUCUGAAUGGAACCGCGUUUAUCACUCUGGAGCUGGGAAAGAGAUUGAUCCAGAGCCAGAAAGGAGCUUCCUUCCUCGCCAUCACCACCAUCUACGCCGAGUCCGGUUCUGGAUUUGUGGUUCCCAGUGCAUCAGCGAAAGCCGGAGUUGAGGCACUGUACAAGUCUCUGGCUGCAGAGUGGGGGCGCUACGGCCACAGGUUCAACAUCAUCCAACCUGGGCCAAUCAGAACAAAGGGAGCGUUCAGCCGUCUGGAUCCGACCGGAAGCUUUGAGAAGGCCAUGAUAGGUCGCAUCCCAGUGGGUCGACUCGGAAAACCAGCAGAAAUCGCAAACCUGGCAGCGUACAUGAGCAGCGACUAUGCCACCUGGAUGUCCGGAGCUGUGAUUCGAUUUGAUGGAGGAGAAUACGUGUCGAUGGCAGGAGAGUUCAAUGAGCUGCGCAGGGUGACUCCGGAUCAGUGGAAGAUGAUGGAAGCGAUGAUCAAAAGCACCAAAGGAUCCUAAAAUCACUCGGACAAUCUUCAUUGGAUGACAACAACCAAUUAGCUUGCUUUGCAGAGAAGCCACACCCACUUGCUGAUGUCAUAAUGAUGAGAGACUGUGACAGACGGUUGCUGGGAGUUUCGGUAUUACACUGAGUGAUUGAUUGAUCAGCUGAUCAGCUGACAAACAUAUUUGGUAGUUAAAACCAACUUCAGAUGUGUGAGUUUAACUUUAUGUUUUCUAACGAGGUUUUCUUAUCACGUUACCACUGUAAAAAACCUGAGAGAGGAGGUUUUUUGUGGUUGCUGCUUACAAUUCCUUUUUAAAGUUUAAUAGUUGUCCUAAAUCUAAAGGGACAGACUUUAGUCUUGCAGCACUCAAUAAAACUGACAUGAGUUUAAACAC